CAAACUAAUAAGAACCCAUGGGCUCACAUGCAUAUGCCUCACCCUCACCCUCACCCUUUUUUGUUUCUUCUUUCAACACCUCUAACUCUAAGCUGCCUCUCAAAACCAACAUAAUAUCUUUUCCUUCUUUCAACCCUCCAAACAAUUGUCAUCUCAAGUUACCAAGUCUGAAGACCAAUGCUACACUGGAUGAGAAAGACCCUUCCCCACUUCUUGUUCAAGAACAACAGCAAUCCGACUCCGAAGUAGAGGAGAGUGUGAAAGUGCUUAAGAAAGCUGCAAAAACUAGAAAGGUUUCGGUAGAAGAGGUUCUGUCUGCCCUAUCUGUCAUCGAGAAGUCAAAACUUGAUCCUUCUGGGUUUUUGGAGACACUUGGUGGUACAGAGUCUCCUGGCAGAACUUGGAUGUUGAUCUUCACUGCCGAAAAGCAAUUAAAGGGCGGUCGCUACUUUCCUCUUACAGCCGUUCAGAGGUUUGACGCUGCUGGAAAGAGGAUUGAGAAUGGGGUGUAUCUCGGCCCACUUGGAUGCUUAACAUUUGAAGGCAGAUUUUCUUGGAAGAAGAGAAUACUGGCCUUCAUUUUUGAAUGUAUUCGCAUCAAAAUUGGGAAUUUGAAACCUCUAGAGAUCAGUCUGGGCCAAAAAAAUGACAGAGAGCCAGGCAACAAGGAUCCUUUCUUUAUUUGGUUUUACAUUGAUGAGGAAAUAGCAGUUGCUAGAGGCAGAAGUGGGGGGACUGCAUUUUGGUGUCGGUGUCACCGUGUCAAUACCUCUUAUUCUUUUUGAAUUUAUAAUCAGAAUUCAACAGUGUAAUUCUAGCACGGAUGGUAGAUAUUCAUAUAUUUACAUGUAUAGCUAGAUAUGCUUGUACAUAUCAAGUUAACUUGACAGUUGAAACUGCUCUGUCUCUCUCUAAUGUUAUCUCCCUUACUGGGAAAGUAAA
This is a messenger RNA of Pistacia vera, 942 nucleotides long. RefSeq lists its product as uncharacterized. The record is from RefSeq and is a predicted model, not a curated record. The coding region runs from base 18 to 785 and encodes 255 amino acids. NCBI's taxonomy places the organism in Eukaryota, Viridiplantae, Streptophyta, Magnoliopsida, Sapindales, Anacardiaceae. The transcript is spliced from 4 exons.